AGAAUGACACCACAGAGCGCCUGUGCGGCGUUUCAGUCUUGCCGAUCAAACCACGCCAUUCAACAUACACUGAAACAUGGACGUGAAUUGAGACCUUACUAGAGAAGUGUACUGCUACAGAAUAUAUAGAGUAGCCAUGGACCCCCGCCACAGUGCUCAAGAUGUCGUCCGAUGUGACCUUUGUGAGACAGCUAUAGUACAGAUGUACUGUGAUUUCUGCCACGUCAACCUGUGCUUUGCCUGUAUAGGAAAACACAUUGCUGAUGACUAUGACAAACACAAAGUUGUCCCAUUCCAAAAUCGAAAAUCAACCUUGGUAUAUCCAAAGUGUAGUACACAUCAAAAUAAGGUCUGUGAAUUUCAUUGCAAGGAAUGUGACAUCUUUGUCUGUUCAUUGUGUAAUGAUAAUCUGUUGUCCUCUGAUAAACAUAAGGGUCAUACAUUUUCAAUUCUUUCUGAAAUCUACAAUGAAAGAAAAGUAGACAUUACAAAAGAUUCAGAGGAGAUAGAAAACAUUAUUUCUCCAACAUAUGAAGAAAUGGCCACUGAUUUAAAAACUCAGAUAACCAACUUGGAUGGAGAAUAUGUGAAAUUCACAACAGUAGUUACAAAACAUGGAGAGGAAUGGCACAAAGAAAUUGACAAUGUCAUCAACAAAAUCAAAAAUGAAAUAGAAGAGAUGAAAAUCAAACACCUGGAAAUUCUAAAGAAACAUUUGGAUGAAAUCAAGCAGAUACAGUCCCUUAUUGAGCAAUCACUGAUUACUCUGAAAGAAAUGGAGGAAUCCAAUGAAGUGUCUGUGACCAUGGAAUACAGAUCCAAAAACAAAGAAUUCAGAAAACUUCCUCCCAAAGUCCGAGUCUCACUGCCUACAUUUAGUCCAAACACGAUAGACAGUGAACAGCUUUACAAGUCACUGGGAUUUUUGAUACCAUUAUCAUUUACCACAGAUGAAAAUGGCUACACACUGAAGAAAGCAGAAACCUCACCCAAAGAACUGAUGGAUGAACCAGAGCUUGUCACUACAAUAAAUACUGGGUAUAAAAACCUCCACAGUGUUGCCUGUCUGAGUGAAGAAGAAUUCUGGAUAAGUGCAUUACUCAGUGAUAUGAAAUGCUUUAAUGUUCAAGGUACAGUUAUCAAUACAAUCAAAACAAAAUCAGGGAAAUGCCCACGUGAUAUAGCAGUGACAAGUGAUGGUGAUCUAGUGUACUGUGAUAGGAUAACAAAGACUGUGAAUAAAGUGAAGAGUGGACAGACAGAGGAGGUGAUCAGACUACAGGGCUGGAUACCCAUCCAACUCUGUGUCACCUCCUCUGGUGAUCUCCUGGUUACCAUGUACAGUGAUGAUAAAACACAAUGCAAAAUUGUCCGUUAUUCGGGUUCCACAGAGAAACAAACAAUCCAGUAUGAUGAUGAGGGUAAGCCUCUAUAUUCAGGAAAUGCUAUAAUUAAAUACAUCAGUGAGAACAGAAACCUGGAUAUCUGUGUGGCUGACAAUGGAGCUGGUGCAGUAGUGGUGGUCGAUCAGGCUGGAAAACUCCGAUUCAAAUACACUGGUCAUUCUUCUACUACCAAAAAGAAAGCAUUCAUACCCCGGGGAAUCACAACAGACAGUCAGAGUCAGAUCCUGACAGUGGACCGCGAUAACCACUGUAUCCACAUCUUGGACCAGAAUGGACAGUUCCUCCGCUAUAUAGAUAACUGUGAUCUGAAGUAUUCAUACGGUUUAUGUGUGGACAAAAGUGACAACUUGUUUGUUGCUGAGUGUUAUAGUGGAAAUGUGAAGAAAAUCAAAUAUCUACAAUAAAUACUUUGAUUCAUAUUCAUGUUAGAGACACAAUGUUCAAAUUUCUUAUGGAGCUAAAACCUACUUUUUAAAAAACCUACAUGGAAUAUACAGACGCUGGGAUAUAUCCAUCAGGCUAUUCUCUCCACUUCAGGCUCUAGGAUGUACAUGUGACGUUUCUCAAUAAUAUAUAAUUUUUCGUGACAUUUAAUCAUUUUACUUGCAAUUCACUUGCAUUCUAUCUUUUCUACAAAACCUCACAUUACAUGUUUGUUUUAGAGUUAACAUAUUGUGAUAGUUCUGAUUGUUGCAAGUAUUAAAAUAUAAGGUUAAAAUACAUGUAUCAUAUCACUACAAUAUAAUCUAUUUUUAGAUUUAGGACUCUAGAAGAUACUUUUAGAGGAAAUGUUGCGCAUGUCCCCAGGUUCCAUCAUUUGAAGUUUUAAAAAAAAGAAACCCGAAUCCCUGGAACUUUGGAAUGUUUGCAUAUCAACACGAAAAUAAUUUUUCUUUAAAUUUAACUUUGUCAGAUACUUUUAUAUUGUGCAAAAUGUUUACCUUCUGAAACACAACAAAUAAAAAUUCCUGUUGAUA
Molecule: messenger RNA, 2383 nt
Organism: Ostrea edulis (European flat oyster)
Lineage: Eukaryota; Metazoa; Mollusca; Bivalvia; Ostreida; Ostreidae
Exons: 2
Coding region: 137-1810 (557 amino acids)
Molecular function (GO): zinc ion binding; protein binding
Source: RefSeq, a predicted model, not a curated record